AUGGAACACUCUGCCAUGCCUCGGGUUCGAAUCCUCCUCAUCGCCUCCCUUUCCCUUCAACUCCAAGGAUUCGUCUGGUGCAAGGGGAAGUCCGGAAUCUACUACGACAAUGGGAUCGGUCAGACGGUGCCGGACGAAGACGGCGAAAUGGAGGAAAUCCAAGAAGACAUCUUGACCGUGCUCGGACUCCACCACAAGCCUCAUCCCGACGCGAGUGUCACCCACGGCGUCGAUGCCUCCGCGUCGCGGUUCCUCCUCGACUUGUACAGGAACUUUCAGGACGAAGAAGACGCCACUGGUGAUGCGAAAGUGAGAACCCGACGCGAGUUGAAUAUGAGCGAGACGGACAUGGAGAUCAUCGAGGGGAGCGAUUCCAUCAUGACCUUCGUCAAUCACGGUCAUCACUUGUCUCACGUUCGACACGAGAAGGAGAGGCGGCUUUGGUUCGACGUGAGCGGAAUCCCUCUCGACGAGGAGCUGAAAAGGGCGGAACUGCGGAUUUUCAAGGAGCCAGGGUGCAAGGGGAACCCGGACGAUACCCAACCCUAUGUCCUCAUCCUCUACAAACUCAUUCAAGGAAAGUAUGCCCAGGAGAUGAGACUCGAAUACGUGGAUUCCAAAAACACAACGUUGAAAGAAGAGGGUUGGUUGACUUUCAACGUGACCGAAACCGUGAAGACUUGGUCGGUUUUCCCGUCUGAGAAUCUCGGAUUCUACCUCCUCAUCUCUGGCCCAUCCAGAGAAGCGGACAUCCGCCCAUCACACAUCGGGAUCGUGAACGGGGGAGACAUGAGAAGAGAAUCCUUCCUCUUGGCCUAUCUCUCUUCCAUCUCGGGGGUUCAGCUGCAUGCGAGGAGAACCAGAGCGGCGAAGAAGAACAAGAGGAAGACUCGGAACAAAGAUCGCAACGACUAUGACGCCUGGGACCCUUCAGCCGGCUUCUUUGAAAAAGCAAAGGGUCAGUUAUACUAG
Molecule: messenger RNA, 972 nt
Organism: Darwinula stevensoni
Lineage: Eukaryota; Metazoa; Arthropoda; Ostracoda; Podocopida; Darwinulidae
Source: the annotation of a GenBank genome assembly